Notolabrus celidotus (New Zealand spotty) is the source of this 1230-nucleotide messenger RNA. RefSeq names its product glucose-dependent insulinotropic receptor. The transcript is spliced from 2 exons. Gene Ontology annotation, molecular function: phosphatidylcholine binding; G protein-coupled receptor activity. The record is from RefSeq and is a predicted model, not a curated record. Gene Ontology annotation, cellular component: membrane. Gene Ontology annotation, biological process: G protein-coupled receptor signaling pathway. Bases 1 to 1230 code for a protein of 409 amino acids. Lineage: Eukaryota; Metazoa; Chordata; Actinopteri; Labriformes; Labridae.
AUGUCGUAUUUGUGGGGACAUGACAGCACUAAGCCACCUGACAGCAUGAGUCCAGACUGCUUGGACUCCAACGGACCCCCAGCCCUGAGUGAGGUGAAGCCUCGUGUGAUGGGUUAUAUCCUGAGCAUCUCUGCUUGCUUCAUCAUCUCCACAAACCUGCUGGUGGCAGCCGCUUUACUUAAACUACUCCUGAAGAAGAGCAGCCAGAGCUGGUGCUUUGUUCUGAACCUGGCCCUGGCGGACACCCUAGUGGGUGUGGCAAUUACCGGUCUGGCCACAGAAGACUUCAACAGCUACAAUAUCACUGAAAACCAGCAGAGCCAUGAUCCUCCAACGAACACCAAACCUCCCGCUCAGGGCAAAGCCCAGUGUUUGAUGCGGAUGGCCUUCGUGGUGUCACCCUGCAUAGCAUCCAUCAUGUCCAUGUUCCUCAUCUCACUUGAUCGCUACGCAGCCAUUAAGGCGCCCCUGCGAUACUCCCGGCUGUCAGGGAGGUGGACGGCAGUUGGAUCUCUGCUGGUUCUGUGGAUCAGCUCCUACAUGGUGGGGUUCUUGCCUGUUAUGGUGCGACAGCUGCAGACUGACGGCUACAACGGCUUCUGUGCCUUCUUCUCGGUCAUCCAACAGGUGGACAUGGUUGUUUUGUUCAGCGUCUGCUUCUUUCCAGUGUUCACUGUGUUUGUUUACAUCUACCUGGACAUCCUUAAAAUCUCCUGCAGCCACCAGAAGCAGAUCUUACAAAUCCGGCAAGCUGGUUCCAGAACGACUGAGCACCAUCACCAUCAACAUAAUGAGCAUCAUCGCCAUCAUCGGCAGCAGAAGAUGUGCUUCACAGGCCAUGUCAAGGCCUUGAGGACAGUGGCAGUGCUUGUCGGCUGCUUCCUCAUCCUAUGGUGCCCAUUUUUUGUGGCGUGCUUAGUUCACCUUCUGUGUAAAAGCUGCAAAGUUACUGAAGUGAUGGAGAAUCACUUGUGGCUCUUAGGACUGUCCAACUCACAGAUCAAUCCUCUAGUGUACGCCUGCUGGCAAAAAGAGGUGCGGCUACAACUAGCAGCCAUUUUUUCUUGCUUUGGAGAUAGAUCUUCAGCUGCUGGACUACCACACGUCACCGCAAGAUGCAACCCCCAGCAACCUGGCCUGACACAAGCAGCUGUUUCUGGUGUAGAUAUCCUGGAGCUUUCACAGGUGCAGCCAAUAGUCACCAGUGAUAAAGAUCUUACAAGCAUGUAA